AUGGCGGUGCUCCCACUGUCUCUGCCGCUGAUCGUCUCCUCGAUCACAUUCGACCUAAUAUUCCAUGAACUUAAAGGAUCACCGAUAGUUCUACUAUCACCAUCAAGAAACAUCACCUUCUCAGUGGUUGGACAUAGCCUCCUAGCGGAUACGGUAGCCGUAGCGCAUUUGGAUGUCGGUGUGAAGGUGUCGCUGUCGGUGAAAUGUAUCUCCGACACUUCCGUGCAUAUUUCUACAGCUGGUCUAAACUCGUUACUGUAUUCCCCGUCGCUGUGCUCAUCCGCGAAUGGAGUGCUUGUGGAUGAGUUGUCUUUGCACGGAUGUGUUAGCGAUUUCUAUCAAGGUUCAAAUUUAUUGUUGACGAAGUUAUGCGGCAACACAAAAUCAGAACCGGGGUCGACGAGAACAGUGUCACCGUCGACGUUACAGCCGAUCUAUGUAGCUGAACCGUUGGAGGUCAACGAAGGUGGAUCGAUGCCGCUACAAUGGAAAAAUAUCUACAUUUUGCCGGAACAUUCCCGUUUCAACGUAUCGAACAAGCAGAUCACAUUUUCCAUAGUCGAGGGUCCCCAUCAUGGGACGCUAAUCCUUGACGGUCAACCAUGUUCCGCAUUUGACUAUAGUCAACUUUUGUCCAGAAAUGUCAUAUACCGCCAUGACGGCAGCGAAACCACACAGGAUCAGUUGGAAUUUCAGCUGGACAUAAAUUCUAAGAAGACCGAUUUUCCUUGGCUCGACUCAGCAACGUAUGUGCUUCGGAUCCGUAUCAACCCGGUGAAUGACCCUCCGGAACUGACAGAGGCAAAACGAGGCCAAGUGAUCAAAAUCUCCGCCAAAGGAAGCCGGAUUCUCGCUCCUGACCAAAUCAUACUAUCGGAUCCAGACGACGGACCGGAUAAGGUUCGAGUGCAAGUGGUUGAGGGGCGUGGUGUUCAUUUACGGAUUCGAAAUGCUACAGUAACUGAAUUUACACAAAGACAAUUCAUUAAUAGAAUGGUAUCCAUUCAUGAUGAGGGUUUAUUCGAGAAAGGUGUUCUACGAUUGGUGGCCAGAGAUGGAGAUGCAAGAUCACAGGUGCUAACGUUGCAUACCGUUAGUACACCUGUAGAGGUUCGACUGAAAACAAACACUGGAGUUCGACUGUUGCAUCACUCAUCGGCUUUGAUUACCUCAAAUAAUCUUUCCUUCACCGCAACCGUUCCGGACCUACCGAUCACGUUCUCGAUUGUUGGACUUCCAGACCACGGAGUGGUGGAAUGCAGUCCAGAACAUGGUCAUUUUGCUGUAUGUAGCACUUUCAGUCAAAAUCAGAUUGAUCGAGGUCUUGUUCGAUUUCGCCAUACAAGCAGUCAUCAUCCUACUCAUGAUAUGUUCAGUUUUCAGGUCGAAUCUGGCGAUUAUGUGUCGAUGAUUCACAAUUUCCGGCUAAUGUUUAUUCCAAUGAACGUGAAGGUUUUCAAUCGAGAAGUUUUUAUGCUGAACGGAACUGAAUCGGGCACGUUGAGUCGAGCAAAUCUUUUCGCGUGGACAUUUCCAAAAAGUUAUCCGCCUGACAAGCUGGUUUUCCAUAUCGAGGAACCACCCAAAUAUGGGAUUCUUUCUCGAAAAAUCAACGGAAAAAGUCGUAGAAUUGGUGUUUCAUCGAAUUUCACACAAGCGGAUCUUGAUGAUCGAUUGAUCUCUUACAAGUUGCAUUUCAUGCAAUACUCUAUUAUUAAUGAUUUCUUUUUGUUUCGUGUGAUCACGCCGGCGAUUUUCUCGGAAUCACUUCGGUUUGAGAUCAUUUUUCUACCUACUCAAACCUCUAUACAGUUGGUAAAUCGUACGGUAGUUGUUCAAGAAGGAGAAAUGGCUACGAUCACUUCGGAUUCCCUAUCGCUAGCCACUCCAGACGAUUCAUUCUUUGUUUUUAAACUUGCUCUAGCACCCAUACAAGGAGUUCUAAUGCUAAAAUCAGGAUCCAGUAACAAAACACUCGUGGUUGGCAUGAAUUUCACCACCAAGGAUAUUGCCGAGGAACGUCUCAUCUAUUCCCAUUCUGGAUCCGAAUCCCGUACGGAUCGCCUUCACCUCAUCGCUGAAUCGGCGUUCCGCAAAGGACGACGUAUACCGCUGUGGAUGUCGUUCUCCAUCAUCCCAGUGAAUGAUAAUAGGCCACGCCUACAAGGCAGUGAUACGAUUCAGAUAGUCGAAAGAGGCGAACGAGUGCUUCAUCCGUACCUGCUUGAUUGGGUGGACGACGAUUCGGAUGGAGCUCCACUGCAGUUCAACUUUUAUCAACCUAUCAAGGAUGCUGCCGUGCUUUCCACUGUUUCCCCGUAUCAUCCGAUGACCGCAUUCACUGAGAAGGAUCUUCAACAGGGAAAAAUAAUGCUCCGACAUCUUGGUCACAAAAGUAAUUUUACGAUCAGCUAUACCGUAAGCGAUGGGAAGCAUACAGUCGAAGGUCUCGUGCGGAUAUUGGCCUCAAAUCCAUUCAUUCGAUUAGGCGAAAGUCUUUUGGAAUAUUGUUGUCUUCCCGGUGACACUCCUAACCUUCCUGUGGGACCCCUGAAUCUGUCCAUCAUUACAAAUUUGGAUAUUCGACUGGAAGACAUCGUUUAUCAGACACAAUCCGAUAAUUUUCUCAUCCAGCAUCACAGAUCAAGGCGACCAACACGGACAUUUACUCAAAAAGAUAUAAACGGGGGAAAAAUCUCUUACAAUGUUGGAACCGUCGGUUCGGAGCCGUUCACAGUGCGAGUUGCGAAUCAGAGUUUAAAAGCAGAAGUACAGAUAGUGCGUCGAUCUUUGGGUGCAUCCUUAGAACUGAGACGAUCCACCGCGCUAUCGCUUCCGGUCGGAGGUGUUGUAGCGAUUGACUCGAAUCAUUUGGAGAUUGGAGAUGCGACCAGUUCCGCGGAUGAUCUGAUCUAUCACGUGAUCAAACAACCGCAAGAGGGGACACUUGUUCUGGAACGAGACAACACCACGUCAACCCCGCAGAUGCCUGCGCAGCGUUUCUCACAGCGAGAUAUCGAUUUGGGACGCGUACAGUAUAUUCAUAGCGCUAGCGGUUCCGGUAGGGAUACGAUCCAAUUCAAUAUCACCUCACCACAUAUCACUAAGGGACCGUAUAUGCUCUAUAUUGAAAUUUAUGAACAUCAUGUCUCAUUGGCGGUCUCACCGCUACAAGUUGUUACGGGUGCAUCGACGGUGAUCUCCACUGGUGUCAUCAAUGUCUCAUCAUCGGAUCGUGAAGAUUAUGUGAUUAAUGUGGUCGAGAAGCCAAUGUACGGAUGGAUAGUGCUGGAUUCAUGGAGUGUUGGGAAUAUUAGCUCCAUCGAUUCAUUUAGUGGUACGGAGUUGCGUGAACGACGUGUUGUGUACGUUUCGGAUCGUGAUUCCACGGCGAGUAGGGAUUCAUUCUCGAUUGCUGCAUGUAUUUCGCAUCAUACAUGCACACAACCACAAAUUAUCGACGUUACCAUGUCCCAGCGUAAUGUACAGAGUCCACAACUUCUGCGAAACGAAAUCCUCCGAGUUAGCGUUGACAAAACGCUCAUCACCAACACUCACCUCGACACUGAGGAUCCGGACACUCCUCCCAGUGGAGUGUUCUUCCUUAUCUCACGGCCAUCGAACGGAAUUGUGGUGAACGCGAACGAUUUGUCGAAAGCGAUCUACAAUUUCUCACAGAAGGAUGUUGACGAGUCUUCGGUGGUCUUUAUGAGGCAUCCUAAUGCAUCCGGAUCUGGAGGCUUCUCUUUCCUCUUGUCUGAUGGAAUUCAUCAAAUUGGACCGGAAUGGUUUUCUAUAGAGAGUUGGACCAGUAGUUCACCGGUUCUUCAGGCUAACGCUCGACUUUUGGCAUCACCGAACGCGAAUACGGUAAUUGGAGUGGAAACGCUACGAGCGAACAUCCCAAAUACUCGUCCGGAAGAGAUCCUCUAUUCGGUUUCUAAGCUGCCUAAGCACGGAAAAUUGAUGGUGGAUUCGUUGGAGUCGGAAAAAUUCAGUCAGCUCGAUAUCAAUCGGAAUCGUGUUACUUACAAUAACGAAGGGAUAUCUCAAAACGAAUGGACCAGAAAGGAUUCCUUCUAUUUUGUGCUACAAAAGAAUGGUUCCGAUACUCCUAUCGAGGAAGAAUUCAGGUUCCGUAUCUCUUCCACAUACGCUGCACUUCAGGAUCCUACAGAAAACUACGUGAAAAUUUCCCCGUUAACCACAUCAAAAGGAGGAUCUGUGGCGUUGACGUCAGCGCACCUUGAUGCUACCGUGCUUGCCACAUCUGCUAUUGACGAGAAUCUUAUUCUGGAAAUAUCCACCCCACCACGCCAUGGUGUACUCGAGUUCCUUGACGGAACGGCUAACCAGCUGACUUGGCCUGAUUUUCGAGCUGAAACCAAGUUAAUCUAUAAACAUGGAGGUGAAGAUUCACGCGAUGACUCGGUGACAUUUUUCAUUUUUCCUGCGAGUGAAAAAACGCGUAGAUCUAGUAGACUUAGGGUCACUUUGCCUAUCCAUAUCACAACGCUGCGGGACCCACUUGUUCAGGUUUCAAAGUUUCCAACCUCUCUUUCUAUCAGAAACUCCGGUUCUAUGCCAAUUUCUUCACAACUCUUCUCCGCCUCACAUCCACACGUUCCAUCUCAGUCAAUUGUCUACGAAAUUACACAUCCAGGAACGGCUGGUACAGAGAUUCGAGUGAACGGGCAGAAAAGAAGCAUGUUCAGUCAGGAACAGAUCAACGAAGGUGUCGUUUCAAUUGGUCAUGCUCCCUCUUCAACAACUCUUUCAUCGCAUGACGUGCUCGUCUUCUCCGUGGAAGGUCAUACUCGUGCUCUCGUGGUUCGAUUCAAACCGCUUGACUUAGCCUUGGAAAACCAUACCACAAUUGAAUAUCCACAAGGAAAAACAUACGUGGUGCUGAAUCGGACCCAUCUUGGUGCUUAUUCGAAUGGAAAUAGAUCAGCGAUUACUUAUAAGAUAGUUAGCGGACCUGAGAAUGGGACCUUCUAUUGGGUAGCCGGUGAAAAAGAAGCAAAACAAUUCACACAGAAGGAUAUCGAUGACGGGAAAAUUCUUUACGCUCAGCUUAAUAUGCACUCUUAUAAGGAUAGUUUCGAGUUUGUCUUGGCAAACACUGAGAAAGGGAUUGUUCGAAAUCGUUCUGAUAUUGUCGUAAAACCAUUGGUUGUUGUGCAACCGGUCAUUGUGGAGACAAACAAUGCGAUUCCGUUAACUGCCAGCCAAUUGAAUGCUAGUGCUUUACAGGGAUCAACACCAAGGUUCUUAAUCACUUCGACUCCUCAAUAUGGUCGAAUAUCACUUGAUCCCGUCGCAAAUCACUCUGCACUUUUCUUCACAUUCCCCGACAUACUCCGAGGAAGAGUCUACUAUCAGGCCUUUAGCACCGAUAGAGAGGUUACCGAAAAUCUGGAGCUAGAAGUACGUGCGGACAGCGUUCAGCCAGCCCGUCUUGUGCUCCCUAUCACUAUCAUCCCUACUGACAGCGAAACGUUGGAGCAAGCAGAGAAAGAGGAUGAGCGAAUGAACAAACAAAAAGAGGAGACGCAAACUGAAGCGCCUAGACUGUCGCCGAUCAGCGAACAACUACCAGUAUGUCCACGAAAUUAUGCACUUCAAUUGUUCCUGAUUUUGGUUAUUAUUUUGGUAAUUAUCCUCUUUGUCACCGUGUGUGUGCUUAUGUGCCGACGGCGACCGAAGAAAAAACGUACACCGCCGGAGUCAACGCCACAAUUGGCUUCAACGCCUAGGACAUCUUUGCCGGAGAAACCGGACCUAUUAGGAUCUACAGUUUUUGCACAUGUAGGGAAAUCGGAGGCACCACCGCCACGGCAACCUCUGAAGACGUUUGAACGAACGCAGAUUACGCCGCUUAGCAAAAGGCGAUUGCAACCUUCAUUAGACUAUGCUGGGUUGGCCACUGACACACCACCGCCGAUGCCAUUGUUUAAACAAUUGACGGCACAACGAUCUGAUGCUCAUCACUGGGUCUAG
Molecule: messenger RNA, 6003 nt
Organism: Necator americanus (New World hookworm)
Lineage: Eukaryota; Metazoa; Nematoda; Chromadorea; Rhabditida; Ancylostomatidae
Exons: 46
Coding region: 1-6003 (2000 amino acids)
Biological process (GO): anatomical structure morphogenesis
Source: RefSeq, a predicted model, not a curated record